Penicillium concentricum is the source of this 1068-nucleotide messenger RNA. RefSeq names its product BTB/POZ domain-containing protein. The record is from RefSeq and is a predicted model, not a curated record. Bases 1 to 1068 code for a protein of 355 amino acids. Gene Ontology annotation, molecular function: protein binding. NCBI's taxonomy places the organism in Eukaryota, Fungi, Ascomycota, Eurotiomycetes, Eurotiales, Aspergillaceae. The transcript has a single exon.
AUGGAAGGAUGCAGACAAGCAACCCCCUCCAACUUAUUCUUCAACUCCUCCUCCAUUCACCACCCUGUAUCCAGCUUUAUCAGUAACCCAAGCGCACACAGGGCUCAUCAAUUUCCCGUUGAUAUGAAGAACAAGAAGGAGUUAUCCGCCCUGAGAGUCCGACAGAUGGAACAUGCGGCCAAGAAGGACGAGGGUGAGCAAGAUAAAGACCCAGCUAAUGAACUCCUUAACGCCCUAGCAAGGUAUCAGAUGCUUCUGCAGAGACUAGAAAACCACCAACGACACAGUAGCGUGCACCUUGAUCCGAAAUACAGCGACCUGACCAUUGUAUGUGGAGACGAGGAAUACACUGUGCACAAGUGCAUAGUUUGUCCGCGAUCAGCCUUCUUUGCCAAAGUCUGUGAUAGUGGGCUGCAGGUGAGACACCAAGGGAAUGAAACAAUACACCGGUGGCGUACAUCGGCUAAUUCAACCAAGGAAUCAUCAACAAACAGGAUCAAGCCACAAGAAGAGUCUAUUCUGGUCAAAGGGAUGAUCGAGUAUUUCUAUCACCUGGACUACGAGGUGCAACCUCACAGUCCAGAAACAGACAUCUUUAUCGGGCUAGACAAGCCGACAUCGGACACGGACACGGACACCACGGAGGCACCCAGUGAAUCAGCCGAAGACCCGGUGACUACGGUCGAUCCUCUAUCGGUACCCAUAUUGAUGUACUCGCUCGCAGACCGAGUGUUCACGGAAGGGCUGAAGGUGCUUUCAAAGGAAAAACUUGGGCAAGAGUUGGGCCGGCGACUGAACUCGAAGAUAUUCCCGCAUGCCAUCGCCCAGAUUUACAACUCAACACCAGCAAAUGACAGAGGUCUGCGAGACAUGGCCAUCAAAUUGACCAUGGAUAAUAUCAAGGAGUUGAGAGCAGCGCAAGUGGCACCCUCGACUUUCCCAGACAGCCUGGUGAGAUCCACCCCACAAUUUGCCUCUGACUUGGCCGUGGCAAUGAUGGAAAAGAUGGUGGCCGACUGGCAACACCGAGGAGUGCGUGGGACAAACUCGAACUCCGCGUAUUACUAG